AUGCAAUUUGCAGGGGAGCCAUCUGUACCGACAUCACCGCACAAUCUUCAGAUCAGCCCUCGUGAUGCAUCCAGCGUUGAGCUUCGUUGGCUACCACCUCUAAGCUCCGUGCACAUCCCCUUUUAUCAGGCACCACUUUACGGAAAAAACCAGUACCCAUGCUUCAAUCAGAAAACUGAAAUUCAUCAUAAUCAGCUCGACGUAGUUUAG
Molecule: messenger RNA, 210 nt
Organism: Gongylonema pulchrum
Lineage: Eukaryota; Metazoa; Nematoda; Chromadorea; Rhabditida; Gongylonematidae
Source: the annotation of a GenBank genome assembly